CAGCGGCGGUGCCACGAGUAGUAGGAGCGGCGGCGGCGGCAGCAGCAGCAGCUUGAGAGCCUGGCAUCCAGACGAGCGCGGAGGCGGCAGCCGCUUGGCAGCCGAGCUCAAGGUGCAAAUUGCCAUCUUCAAAAAGGAAUGCUUGUGCAGACAUACUUCUAACUGGUGUUUGCCCCUCACCAAACUCAGUCAUGGUGAUCAUGUCAGAUUAUACAGCUGUUCCCACCUCAAGCCAAAGUCAGCAAAAGCCUCUUCGGGUUGGAUUUUAUGAUAUUGAGAGGACCUUGGGAAAAGGCAAUUUUGCUGUGGUCAAACUGGCCAGACAUAGAGUAACCAAAACGCAGGUUGCAAUAAAAAUUAUAGACAAAACACGGUUAGAUUCAAGCAAUCUGGAAAAAAUCUAUAGAGAGGUUCAGAUAAUGAAGCUUUUGAAUCACCCCCACAUUAUCAAACUGUAUCAGGUUAUGGAAACAAAGGAUAUGCUUUACAUUGUAACCGAAUUUGCAAAGAAUGGAGAAAUGUUUGAUCACUUGACUACGCAUGGGCACCUGAAUGAGCAUGAAGCUCGGAAGAAGUUCUGGCAGAUACUUUCAGCUGUAGAGUAUUGUCACAGCCAUCACAUAGUGCACAGGGACCUCAAAACAGAGAAUCUACUGUUAGAUGCUAACAUGAAUAUCAAGCUUGCUGACUUUGGGUUUGGAAACUUCUACAAAACUGGUGAACCUCUUUCCACGUGGUGUGGAAGCCCACCUUAUGCAGCUCCAGAAGUUUUUGAAGGAAAGGAAUAUGAAGGCCCUUACCUUGAUAUAUGGAGCCUUGGUGUGGUGCUGUAUGUCCUUGUCUGUGGUUCUCUCCCAUUUGAUGGGCCCAAUUUACCAUCUUUAAGACAAAGGGUGCUGGAAGGACGAUUCCGUAUUCCCUACUUCAUGUCCCAAGAUUGUGAAAUGCUAAUUCGACGGAUGUUGGUUGUGGAUCCUACAAAACGAAUUACAAUUGCUCAAAUAAAGCAGCACAAGUGGAUGCAGGCUGACCCUUCUCUUCACCAGCAGCACUCUUUGUCCUUCUCCAUGCAGAACUAUAAUUCUAACCUAGGAGAUUAUAAUGAACAGGUCCUUGGAAUCAUGCACACUCUUGGCAUUGACAGACAAAGAACUGUUGAGUCUCUACAAAACAGCAGCUACAAUCAUUUUGCUGCAAUUUACUACCUUCUUUUGGAGCGCCUCAAGGAGUACCGUGGCAGUCAAUUGUCCCAUCGCCCAGUAAGCAGUCGUCAGCAAAGACCAAGAAGCUCAGACUUCAGCAACCUUGAGUUGCCUCAGGAUAAAAUUGCCGGCGAGAACUUGAGGUCGUCUCUUCUGUACCAGCAGCCUCUGAAUCUUAUUCAGUCCCCCUUGCAGGCAGAAAUGGAUUGUGACCUGAACAACCCAUUACAGCCAGUGUUUUUCCCCAUGGAUCCAAACUUCAACAGCCUUUUUAGGAACCGCUCAGUCUCUCCAAACAGCCUCCUGGAAACUACAAUCAGUGAGGAAGUAAGGCAGGACAAGGAAUUGGAGGAAGAAAUCAAAGCUUUCAAUCCAAUUUGUUUCCCCAUCAACACAAGUCGAAGACACACACUGGCUGGAGUAACAACUCAUUUUUAUCAGUGCUCUCCACCAUGUAUAGUCAUUUCCUCUUCUGCAAGCACUACAGAAGGAACUAGUUCGGACAGCUGUCUCCCUUCGUCAGCAAAUGAUGGCUCUGAGAUGCUGAGCAACUGUUUGGAAGAUCAGAUGAACCUUGGUCACCCAACCACAGCCAGAGUUACAUCAUCGUUCCUGACUUCCCAUUCAGAUACCCCAGUAUUGCAGACUCAGGGCUGCAGGGGUGGUUCUGCUUUGUUGCCUGUCAGUUUCCAGGAAGGAAGGAGAGCUUCUGAUACCUCAUUAACUCAAGGCCUGAAGGCGUUUCGGCAGCAGCUCCGGAAGAAUGCUAGAGCCAAAGGUUUCCUGGGACUGAAUAAAAUCAAAGGCCUUGCUCGCCAGGUGUGCCAGUCCUCGUCCGCUCGGAUUGCACGGAACAGCGUGGGCCCUUUCCAGCAUUCCCAGCAGAAUGCCUGUGUAUACAGCAGUGGAGGAAACGGCAGCAGCAGCGGCAGUGGUAGAAGUGGCAGAGAGGGAAGGCACUUGCUUGAAGAGGUGCUCCAGCAGCAAAGAAUGCUCCAGUUACAACAUCACCAAUCAACCUGUCACCAGCCUUCUCAGCCACACAACAUCCUCUUGCCUGACUCUUCAAGCAGUAAAACAUCUAAAUCUCUACUCCUGUCUGAACUGCGAAGUGAGAACUCAUUAGAGCUCUCUUUUCAUAACACUCAGUUUCUUCAACCUCACCUUUUUGGAGUUGGUGUCUCUCCAGUAACUUCGGCUGCUCACCUGCUCGAUACCCAUUUGCAUAUUAGUAGCAGUAUAUCUCCAGUUGCCUCCAUGUUUUCUCAACAGAAUAGUUUUACUGUGCAACCUCUGAGCUAUGACACAGUUACUUUACAGCAUGGAGACUGUGAAAUGGAGGACCUUACUUCAAACCAGAUGGGGAAGUUUGUCUUAGUCAAAUGAGAUUUGCUCCUGUUCUCUUGAUCAUCUCUUUCAGGAAAGAGUGAUUCUAUUAUUAAAAUCUACAAAUGAGAAAUUUUAUUUUGCUAAGUGAAUAUCAGAAGCAAUAACAUGUUUGAAGUAUGUGAAGAGGCCAUUCAUAUGAAGAAGUCAUAUAUAUAGAACUGAAAAAGCAAUAUUUGGGCCUUUUGGCUUCAACUAUUCUUGCACUGAACAAAUACAAUGAGAAAACCUUUUCGCUUGGUAGAAACUAAUGAGUGGGGUGGGGGGCAAAGGGGAAAUAAUGGUUUUAUGGUACUGUAUUAAAGUCAGCUCUGCUGUUAUGUAAGACUAGAUGCUUGUUUCUAGUUCUGUUGUAGCAGGGAAAGCCUUUUCAAAGAAGUGGUUAGUGUUACGGUAUUCCAAUUCACUUCACUUGUUUAUGGGUUUGAGAAGAUGAUUACCUCUUAUAAAAAUAACUAUCACAGAAACUCAAAGUAGCAUUAUGCAUUGUAGAAAAAGAAUGCUGAAAGCAUCUCCACUUUUUAAGUUCAUGCUAAUGAAACCAACACCUCAGUUUUUCUUCCCUACUCAGAUGAUUCUAGCUUGAUAAAACUGUGAACGUUUUGUUUAGUAACUCUUGUAGUAGCUAAGAAGAGUUUGUAAUUACUAGAAGCAGUUAACAUUAGAAGCAACACUGGGGAUUUUGUUCCCAGACUACAAAUUGUUUUCCUGUCUUUGUUUCUUCUUAGCAAGAGAAACUUAUGAAUAUAUUAUGUAUCGACAUAGAGUUGCUUGUACAAUGCUUUAGGAAAUACUAGGGUGGAAUGGCAAGAGCUGUUGGGGUGGGAAAUAUAUAAAAAAAAGUUUUGUUUUAUUUUCCUUCUCCAGCCAUGGCAUCACUUUGAGCGUUCCUGCUGGGCAUGACGUUUUAUAGUGCUGUACACAUCUAUUGCUGCUGCUAAUGAAGUUUUUUAUGCAUUUUGCUUUCAGGGUCCAAAUUGAACUGACUUGUUGGGGAAAAGUGCAAUAUUUUAAAAAUAAAACAGUUAUUUUGGCAGUUGAAAGAGUAAGAAAGCACAACAGUCAUUUUUGAACAAACUAGUUAUAAUGGGGAGAACAGCACAACUUUGGAGUUUUGUUUUGUAUCUGAACAGAUUGGUUUUUUAAAAAAUGUAGAUGUUUUUUAUGUGUGGUUUAAUAUACUCUGUUGUAUGCACACAUAUAGGAAUUGGAAAUCAUUACACACACUACUAGAUAGCUUUUUGAAUAAGCUCUUUUUUUAGUUUCAUGAUAUUUGGUCUCUUACCAUAUGGUGGCUUCUGUCUGUAUUGAUGGAAGCCGGGUGUCGUUUGGCACAGGGAAGGUGGUGGCCAUCCUCCGUUAGUGGGUGGAGGAGGAUGGGGAAGUAGUCAAAGGUCAGGAGCAGGCGAGCAUGUAGUGAGCCAUCUUGGCUCCAAGUUACCAUUUGGAUGCCUAAAACUAGCUUCAUUCUGUCUAAUUCUUUAAGGACCCUCUCUCUGAAAGUAACUCGGGUGCCUUCAAGUUGCUACUGCUUUGUGGAACCUGCAGUGUUAUAUAUGUAAAAAAAGAAAAAGUAUUUUUUUAAACAAAUAAGCCAAAGAUCAUCUGUCAGAUGGGAAGAGAGGGCGGCAAGGAGAUAUCUGUUCUAUGGCUUUGUCUGUGACUCUUCAGUUUCCUUCAUUCAUACACAGUAUCUGUAUGUCUGGGACUUUGGUUCCUGCUGCUGCUGCUGCUGCUACUUUGUUUUGUGAGAUCUUCAAGGUGAAGCUAAAUUAUUCUGCCUAAUCUCCUCUGACUGGUGCCUUUCAGCAAAGAAAAAAGUAAGAUAAAAUAGUGUAUGUGAAUGUGCAAGGGGCAGCGUAUGUGUUUUUGGAGGGUGACUUCAAGAAGGGAAUCGAGGUCAUCCCAAGGCAGCAGCAUUGCCUUCAUGUUGAUAAAACAGUUCCAUGUGUUAUUUUAAGAACGGUGGGCUUCUUUCCUUUGGGUCUUUCUCUUUUAUCUGCCAUGGAUCAACAGGCCACAAAAACAAACUCUUUGUUCUAAGCAGUGACAAGCACUUUACUUCUAGAAUCUCUUCCCCAAAUGCUAAAGAAUAUGCUUUCAGUUAUUCGGAGGUAGAAAAAGGUCAUUUUCAACAUUUCAGGGUUUGUGCGUCUCUCUCCUUUUCUUUGUCGUGUUCUUGACAGUACUGUUCGGCAGACUGCAAUGCAAUAGAUUAUUUAAAGACACUAUGUGAUUGGUUCAAUUCAGAUGUAUAGUUUUUAUUUUUUAUCAUGACUGAAAAUCAUUUUGUUUCUUAUGUUAAAAUGAGAGAUGUACACCAAAUAAUUAGUUGUGUUUUAUUUAAUAUUUAAAUAAAAAAGUUGUUUUAAAA
Candoia aspera is the source of this 4962-nucleotide messenger RNA. RefSeq names its product salt inducible kinase 1 (gene SIK1). Gene Ontology annotation, biological process: protein phosphorylation; intracellular signal transduction. The coding region runs from base 192 to 2588 and encodes 798 amino acids. Gene Ontology annotation, molecular function: ATP binding; protein serine/threonine kinase activity. Gene Ontology annotation, cellular component: cytoplasm. The record is from RefSeq and is a predicted model, not a curated record. The transcript is spliced from 14 exons. NCBI's taxonomy places the organism in Eukaryota, Metazoa, Chordata, Lepidosauria, Squamata, Candoiidae.